Messenger RNA from Scleropages formosus (Asian bonytongue), 1259 nucleotides. It is a transcript of the gene rbm48, whose product is annotated as RNA binding motif protein 48. Gene Ontology annotation, cellular component: nucleoplasm. Lineage: Eukaryota; Metazoa; Chordata; Actinopteri; Osteoglossiformes; Osteoglossidae. Bases 23 to 1093 code for a protein of 356 amino acids. Gene Ontology annotation, molecular function: nucleic acid binding. The transcript has 5 exons. The record is from RefSeq and is a predicted model, not a curated record.
UAUCGUUCAACCAAAUAGGAAGAUGGCGACGUCCGGUAGUGGUGGCUCUUGUUGGAGCACCCCUGAAGUCCACAAACAUCACGAACAGAAGAUUGUUUGUCACACAAGACCCAAAUACAGGGAGGGGAGAAGGCUUAGGGCAGUUAAAGUGUACACCAUCAAUCUGGAGUCUCGUUUUCUGCUGGUUCAGGGAGUUCCAGCCUUGGGGGCCAUGAAGGAGCUGGUGGAGCUGAUGGCCCUGUACGGGCCGGUGGAGGAGUACAGGGUGCUGGACGAGUACCCCGCAGAGCAGUUCACUGAGGUCUACCUCUUCAAAUUCCGCACGCUUCGCAGUGCAAGAAUGGCAAAGCGGAAUCUUGACGAAAGGAGUUUCUUUGGUGGACUGCUUCAUGUGUGUUACGCUCCUGAAUAUGAAACGGUUGAGGACACCAGGCAAAAAUUACAAGACCGACGGAGAUACGUUGCUAGAGCAAAACAGAAUAAAGUGAAAGCACUGGAUGAACCAGAAGAGAAAAUUGAAAGGAAUGCUGCUGAAGACUCUACCUGUGAAAUCCCAAAACCUGAGAAUGAAAGGGGCAGUUGGGAUUUUAGGGAAAGGGAGACUUGGAACGAAAAGGGGAGUUGGGAUUUAAGUUAUCCUUUACUACCCCUUCCUCCACAAGAAGGAUUUCCGAGUGUUUUUGAACAGACGGUGUAUGAAGACAGCAUGGGUUCGACCUACUCAGCUGGCACUAGUGAUCAGCCCAUUGCGUCUGUAGGUCAAAAGUGUUCCUCUGAUAGAAGCACAGUGGUUUACAUAAAGGUAAAGGACAGGCCUCCUCCUGCCAAACUUAUACCAAGGACAGCACACUUACAAAACAGGAAACGAAAAAUGGAAGAAGCCAGCAAGGCUUUUCUUUUGGGAACCACAGAAAAAAAUGACACACUGAUUGGGCCAAAACUCCCAGAACUGCCAAAAGUGGACAUGGAAGAUGAUUCUUUAAACAUCACAGUCAAUUUGAUCAGAAGUACCAUGGCAAAGGUCUCAACCAUUCCAGAAAACAAGGCUACAGAAAAGAGUUCCACUGCAACAAAGCCAAGAAGGAGAAUCUAAGUUUGAUUUCCAUCCAUAUGAAUAGCAUGGACAUUUUCCAUUAAAACACUUUUCACUGUAACAACAAACACUCUGAACUCAGUGCUCAGAAAGGUCCUGGAAGGCAUGCUGCUCAAAUGCAAGAACUCUCUGCAAUAAAGAGAAAAGGAAUUUCAGACAUAAUUUC